AUGGCCCAAACGGGGGAGGGGGGGUUUGUGUUCCCAGCGGAGCAUGGCUUUCCGCCGUUCUACACGCUACAGCCUAAUGUGCAGACGGCCAUAGCGCAGAUCGAGAUGUGGGGACGUCUUGUCCUUGCGUACUGCGCGGCGCACGACCAUUUCGUGCUGGAAGCGACCGGGACGUGGGAACGGUCGAGUGCUCUGUUUUGCAAUGCCGACAUCGACCGUGCGCUCUCGCCUCAUAUGAUCCGGAUCGUGAUGGCGCAUCUCGUCCAGCAGGGGCAUGCUAUGUACCAUCCGCCGCUGCCGCGGGGGGUCAAGCCGCCACAGGCGCAGGCAAGUCGCAACACACACGCACUGAGCGCGGCCGGCGCAACGGCCGCGCCGGCGCUGACGUCGGCGGCGGAUGCGGCGUGCAACCAGGUGCUCCUGCUAUGGCGCUCGCCCGAGGCGUGGGGGGACAGCUUAUACGAAUGGGUCCGCGAUACAGGGCAGAACAAGAGCAUUCUCACAAUGCACGAGCUCGCGACGGGCGCGUUUGUCGAACGCGCCAAGAUGCCACAAGUACUUCUCCGCCUUGCGCUGCAGACGCAGAUGAAAAAAGGACGAGCACAGGUGUUUUCGGUGACGGCCGACCGAUGGAGCGCGCUCCUGCCGACAACCGAUGUCUUGGCACAGGCCAGCGACGAAACGAUGGGCGAGCUGGGUGUCAAGUUUGUAUAG
Messenger RNA from Malassezia japonica, 714 nucleotides. RefSeq lists its product as uncharacterized. The record is from RefSeq and is a predicted model, not a curated record. Lineage: Eukaryota; Fungi; Basidiomycota; Malasseziomycetes; Malasseziales; Malasseziaceae. The transcript has 2 exons. Gene Ontology annotation, molecular function: protein homodimerization activity; structural molecule activity. Bases 1 to 714 code for a protein of 237 amino acids. Gene Ontology annotation, biological process: protein transport to vacuole involved in ubiquitin-dependent protein catabolic process via the multivesicular body sorting pathway. Gene Ontology annotation, cellular component: ESCRT II complex.